Messenger RNA from Tympanuchus pallidicinctus (lesser prairie-chicken), 4545 nucleotides. It is a transcript of the gene UBIAD1, whose product is annotated as UbiA prenyltransferase domain containing 1. Gene Ontology annotation, molecular function: prenyltransferase activity. The record is from RefSeq and is a predicted model, not a curated record. Lineage: Eukaryota; Metazoa; Chordata; Aves; Galliformes; Phasianidae. Gene Ontology annotation, cellular component: endoplasmic reticulum; Golgi membrane. Gene Ontology annotation, biological process: menaquinone biosynthetic process; vitamin K biosynthetic process. The transcript is spliced from 2 exons. Bases 139 to 1140 code for a protein of 333 amino acids.
GGGGGGCGGUGCGGACGGUGCGCAUCGCCUCGGGCGCCGCGCGGAGCUCCCCUCAGGCGCGGCCAUGGCGGUGGUGCGUCCCGCCAGCCCCUCCGGGCCCUGACGCGCGGCCCUUCUCCUUGCAGGUGUUGCGAGAGCAUGGGGCCGGCGGAGCCGGUGCAGAAGAUCAGCAUUAACGCCGAGAGCCCUCGCGGUGGCGAGAGGAACGGCUGCGGGGCGGGGGCUGAGCGCGUCCCCGCCGGCGGCUGGAGGCAGAAGUGCGCGGCCUACGUGCUGGCGCUGCGGCCCUGGAGCUUCAGCGCCUCCCUCACCCCCGUGGCUCUGGGCAGCGCGUUGGCCUACCGGGCCGAGGGAGCACUGGACCCGCGACUGCUGGUGGGCAGCGCCGUGGCCGUGCUGGCCGUGCACGGGGCCGGCAACCUGGUGAACACCUACUACGAUUUCUCCAAAGGCAUCGAUCACAAAAAGAGCGAUGACAGGACGUUGGUGGACCAGAUCUUGGAGCCUCAGGACGUGGUCCGGUUCGGGGUGUUCCUGUACACGGUGGGCUGCGUCUGCGCCGCCGGGCUCUAUGCCGUCUCUACGCUGAAGCUGGAGCACCUGGCCCUGGUUUACUUCGGGGGGCUGUCCAGCUCCUUCCUCUAUACUGGAGGAAUUGGAUUUAAAUAUGUUGCACUCGGAGAUGUGGUGAUCCUGAUCACCUUUGGGCCCCUGGCUGUCAUGUUUGCCCAUGCUGUGCAGGUUGGUUAUCUGUCUGUCUCACCGCUGCUCUACGCUGUCCCUCUGGCUCUCAGCACUGAGGCCAUCCUGCACAGCAACAACACGCGAGACAUGGAGUCUGACCAGCAGGCAGGCAUUGUCACCUUGGCUAUCCUCAUCGGCCCUGCGCUCUCCUAUGUUCUCUACACCGUGCUGCUCUUCUUACCCUACUUGAUUUUCUGUGUGUUGGCCACACGCUACACCAUCAGCAUGGCACUGCCACUGCUCACCAUCCCGAUGGCGUUUUCACUGGAGAGGCAAUUUCGGAGCCAAAACUUCAACAAAAUUCCUCAGCGGACAGCCAAACUCAAUCUCCUUUUGGGGCUCUUCUAUGUUUUUGGAAUCAUGCUGGCACCAGCUGGUGCUCUGCCCAAACUGUAACAAGCUGUAGAGCCAGACCUCACAGUUCAGUAUUAAUGCCAAUGAAGAGGGGGAUUAUGUGGGUAGUUGACCUGUUAUGGACAGUGUGAAACACAGAGAGACUGUCCUGAGCUGUUGAUUGUAUGUGAGUGUUGUGAUUUCUGGUCUUGGUUAGCUUGCACAUCAGGCUUUAGAGAAGCCAUUUAUCAGUUCCUUGGAAUAUCGCUUCCUUGCAGCUUUGAUUCUGGAGAACCAACGUGAUCUGAGGACAAGAGUUUAAAGAAUGUCACCCUUCUGCUGAUGAAUUCUGAGGGGCUUCCACUGUUAAUGGAAGUAAGAUUCAGUCUCAUACAAACUCUCCCUUCACAAGUAGCUUUGAUUUCUCUUACAACUCCUUACCACGGUCACAGAGUUCAGUGGCUCCUACGUGGCAAAUAGAAAGCACUGCCAAAUGCUUAGCAUCACAGUGACAUGGUGCUAUUACUUCACUCCUUUGAGAACAUGAUUCGUAUCUUUUCAUUUUUGUUGGUUUUCUUCUUCCUUCUGAGCUUUAAUUUCCAAGCCCUCUGAAUGGUAGUAGGAUACUGAUUCAUUCACUGUUGUCUCUGCUGGAUUCUUAUAGUCUAGAAAGUGCAAAAUUGUGUCUCUGUGGUGUGUUGGUGCUAAAAUGGAGCACAACUAUCCCAUUGCACAAGCUUGAAGACAAAACCAGUAAAUGUAUUCUGCUUUGAAAGCUGAACCUGUAAAUGCAAAUCAUGCAACUGAGUAGCCUUCAAUGCAUAGACAAACAAGUGGUUACCCUUUCCACUUUUGCUUAAAUUUAACUGUCUGAAAGGACAGCCAUGUUAAGCAGAAAUGAUGGACAGGGUGCCAAAAUUCUUAGAUCUGGAUUGAUAUUUGAGUGGGAGAACAAGCUUUCAGUUGAAAAAAUAUGUUUCUUUACCGUCAUUCUCUCUGUUUAGAGGCUUGAAGUACCAUAGUCAAAUGUCCUAUUGUAAGACCUAAAAGAAGUCCAGAUAAGGAGCAAAGGAGAAAGACACAGGGUUAGCAAAAAUAAAUGAUUGUGUUGGCUCUACGUAUCAGUGAGAAAUGGAGACAGAAAGAAACCAUCUUUACUAACCAGAUUUUUUCUAAGGCAGACCAGUUUGUGUGACUGAAUCCCACGUAAAUGUUAGGAGCUCUGACAUGAGUUUCCCCACCUCUUCUCCUCCCUCUGCACCUUGCAGCCUUGUUUUAGUUUCUUCUUUAGAUCUCACCUACUGAUACUUGGACCGUUUGGAGAACUGUUUGUUUCAGUAAACGUGCAGCAGUUUGAAAAGCAAACCAUGCCAAACAUAACUGGGAAACAUCCAGUCACUUUCCAUACGAAGAUGAUUUACUCCAUUCUGUUGUUACUCCAUGGCAGUCAAAUUCUCUUUUUUUGAAGAAAAAGUAUUUAUUUCCUAUGGUCGGGGGUUUGCUGAGUUGUUUGUUUACAGGUGAAGAGCUUCACAGCAAUUCAUCCUGGUGUUCCACUCUGUUAGUGCCUGGAGCACAGCCUUGCUUUUGAACCAAGGGGGAGCGCGUCAAUUACUCUAUAAAGGACUUUCAAGCAAUAAACUUAGCAUGGUGUUGUCCUUCAUUUGUCAUAAUUAAGUCGUACAUUCAAAAGUACUGAGUGUUGUAUUAGUGGAGUGUGCCGCUGCCAGUGCUGAAGCUGUUAAUGAGACAAUGUUACACAGCAUUGAGAGUUCAGUGACAAAACCUGGGCACAAGACGAGAAAAUAAGGACUUCAGCAACUGUCUGCUGCUUUAUACAGCAAAAUACUUUUUUGCUGUGUUGCUGAUGGGUAGAUUAGAAACACGAGGAGAAAAGGGAAAAAUUCAGCUUGGGCUGAUGGAGGGAGAUAGGAGUGUUUUGGAAACUGCUUGAAGCAGAGGAAUAGGCACCGUAUCUACUGUUGUUUCUUUGUGGACCUGCAGAAUAAAGAAGAGCUUGGCUCUGUGACCCACAUCACUUUUCUGCAGAGUAAAAGCUUUCCCAGGGAUGUGGACUGAGCUGGUGAAUCUGCUAAUUGUGCACUGGCAGUUAGGUGGGUUAUUAAUCCCAGCGUGGCUUCAUUGUUACCCUUUGUAGCAGCUGUGAGCUUCAUUUUAUGAUGGCUCCUUUUUAUGUAGCUGUCAGUUGAAAAGAGUAUUUCUCUUUUUCUACUCCUUGUGCACAGAGUUACUCAAGCUGAAUUCCUUAUGGUAACUAAGACAUGGCUCGUGUGUCUGAUAGCUGUGCUGGUGGAGAAGGACCUGGGGAACAACUAAUAGUGAAGCAGUGUAUGCAGCUGUGGUUGUAUUGGGGCUGGCCUUCUGUCAUGGGAAGGAUCAUUGCUUUCUGUUCAAAGAGAUGAAGGAAGAGUUCACUCAUAUAUGUGUAUGUUGGUGGAACUCUUGUCAAGGAGAGGAGUUUUAAAGCAGUUUAGAGGUGAGGAUUAGAGGAAAAUCAGUCUGAAAUGCUUUUGCUUCCUAACAGAUACUGGUUGCAUACGGUUCCCUGUCUGUGAAGGAAUGCAAUUCCACAUUCUUGGGGAUACUGAUAAGGGCUCCCACUUUCUUCACCAUGGCUUUGAGGAAGUCAUUUACCUACUUUGUGUAUCAGGAAACAGCUAACUUUUGCCUACCUCACAGGGAUGCUGAGCCAACAUCGCUGUCACAGCUUUGAAAGUAACAAGUGCUUUAUCUCUGUGUGCUUUCCAAAAGCGUGUUAGCAUGAGAAAGCAUUUUAGGUAUGAACUAACCUAACGGGUGACUGAACCAGUGUGAGCAGACCAAAAUCACCUCCGAGCUGACAUUGAGUGGUGAGAGAGGCUCCCUUGGUUUGUUUUGAGAUGAGGAUGCCGAGUCUGUCCCUGUCCUGUGUGACUACAGCUGAAUAUACAUUUCUUAAGCUUCUUACAGGUCUCUCUUGAACUGUGUUGCUGUGUGAUGAGUCUGCAUUGGUAGGUUAACUGAUUAAUGUGUCCUAAAGCACCUCCUGGCCUUUCUUACUCAAUAAAAUGACUGAAUGUUAGUCUGUUAACUAUACUGCAUUCAACUACUUUAUAUCACUCUGUUUUUGCACACGUAUUAGAGAAUUCUCUGGGAAGGAUGGGGUCUUUCUCUGCAGUGGUUACAGUGUCAGAACAUGACAGCUCAUACCUAUUAUUUUAUGUGUGCUGAGUCUCUUUAUGAGUUGCAUAAUCACGUCCUUCCAUCUCGCUGGAUAAGAAGUUCAGUGGCAAUGAUCACCUCAUGUUAACAGCAGACUUCAGACUGGUGGUAGCGUUCCCACCAACAAACAGAAUUUCCUUUGAUGCAGUUUUCUGUGCCACGUCCUGCUCAGCAUUUGUAAGGAGCUUCCAGCUGAACUUUCUCAACGUUUCAUCUUUUUAAUAAAGGUGGACUUUUUCAUCCUCA